UUCCUCUAUUUAUCGCACCAACAAACUAACCAAAGUGUAUUAAUUAACGAGUAAAACUGUUUCAAAUUUUUUUUUUUGUACUAAUAAAACCCAGAAGUUACAAGAUUUGAGAAAACAAAACACAAUUAAGAGUUAAGACGCAAUAACUCAUAAAUCCACAAAGAGAAUGAAUCCCAAAACCCUUGUUAUGAAUCUUCUCAUCCUUCUCCUUGUACAAAUCUCAAACUUAUCAGUAGUUGUAAACUCCUUAGAAGCGUACCACCAACAAUACUACCACAGAUCAGAGUUUAGGGUACCGCCAAAUUCGGUUGUACGAAUCGUCAUCUCCAAUGAUCUGUUUGGUCUAAAGAAUAAUGGAAAUGCAGGUUUUGUAUGCACAAACGGUAAUGAGGUAUGGAGGAAAAGCAAACCAGGAGACCGGUACGUUGUGGCCCAAUUCAAGUACGACGGUAAGAGGAGGCAAACUUCCACGCAUUGUCAUCUCCGGUCCAGAUUUGGAUUUGUGAAUUUUCCGGUUAAUAUUAAUCUGGACACAUCUGCUUAUUGUUACCCUAGCUACGUAUGUGGUUACUCAGUUCGAAAAGAUGGGGUUUAUUACAAACCCGAGAUGAAGCUUUAUCCAUGGACGAGGCAGAAGUAA
Brassica napus (rape) is the source of this 640-nucleotide messenger RNA. RefSeq lists its product as uncharacterized. NCBI's taxonomy places the organism in Eukaryota, Viridiplantae, Streptophyta, Magnoliopsida, Brassicales, Brassicaceae. The coding region runs from base 167 to 640 and encodes 157 amino acids. The transcript has a single exon. The record is from RefSeq and is a predicted model, not a curated record.